Sclerotinia sclerotiorum 1980 UF-70 is the source of this 1590-nucleotide messenger RNA. RefSeq lists its product as hypothetical. Gene Ontology annotation, cellular component: membrane. The transcript has a single exon. Lineage: Eukaryota; Fungi; Ascomycota; Leotiomycetes; Helotiales; Sclerotiniaceae. Gene Ontology annotation, molecular function: transmembrane transporter activity. The record is from RefSeq and is a predicted model, not a curated record. Gene Ontology annotation, biological process: transmembrane transport. Bases 1 to 1590 code for a protein of 529 amino acids.
AUGAACGAAAUCAAAGAGAAAGCUCUCGAGUCGAAUAUCUCGCCUAUUGAUGCUAAAUCAGCGGAUGGCUCAACCACGUCCCCAGUUUCACGCGAAGAGACCAAUAUCGAAGCCCACUCGAAGACAUGGGAGAAAUCUGGAUUCAAAGGUUCUUCCCGUCGAUUUCUACGAAAGAUUCAAGGUUAUGUCUGGGACGAUCCAGACAAACCAGCCAUCGAAAAGCGUUUCCUUCUCAAACUGGACUUUUUCCUCCUCUCGUAUGGAUGUCUUGGAUACUUCUGCAAAAAUCUUGAUCAAGCGAAUCUGAGCAAUGCAUACGUUUCCGGCAUGCAAGAAGCUCUUAAUAUGAAAGGAAGUCAGCUGACAUAUUUGGGAAAUGUAUUCACAGCUGGCUAUGUGAUUAGUCAAUUACCUGCUGUAAUUCUCGUUACGAACGUUCGCCCAUCAAUCUUGAUUCCUACUCUUGAAGUAUUCUGGUCUAUCUUCACUUUUUGCAGCGCGGCUGUUACCAAUGUGCCACAGCUGUACGCCUUGAGGUUUCUUAUCGGACUUUGUGAAGGAGCUUUUUUCCCUUGCAUCAUAUAUGUGAUUGGGUCAUGGUACACAAAACAAGAAAGAGCAAAGCGUGUGACCUUGUUCUAUUGUACGACCACGUUAGCCGCUAUGUUUAGUGGUUACCUUCAAGCAGCAGCAUAUGACAAUUUGAGCGGACAUCUCGGGCAUGCUGGAUGGCAAUGGCUGUUCAUCAUAUGCGGUACCAUAAGUCUUCCAGUGGGUGUCAUCGGGUAUUUCUUCAAUCCAGAUUUUCCCGAAACCACUCGAGCUUUCUAUCUCACGGAGACUGAGAUUGAGUUAGCUAAAGAAAGACUCGUUCGGGAUGGAUACAACACUCUUGGAUCGUCGGCUUGGGAUAAGAAGAAGAUUUUUCGAAUGAUGGCACAAUGGCAAUUUUGGGUUUUACCUGCUGGUUAUUUCUUCAUCCAAGCUAGUCUCCCAUCUCAGCAGCCAGCAUUUGCUCUGUGGCUGAAGUCCAAAGGGAACUCAGUCUAUGACAGGGAUGUUCUCCCAACAGCCCAAGCCGGGAUUGGUGUCAUUGUCCAAAUUGUAGCCGCCAUGAUUUCCGAUUCCAACUUCUUGCACGGAAAACGUUGGCAACCAAUAAUAGUGAUGCAACUUGGUACAUUCUUUAGUGCAGUUGUAUUAGCUAUCUGGACUGUGCCUAUAAAGUUAAAAUUCGUCGCAUUUUAUCUUGCAUAUUUCUCGGCCGGAGUGCCCGGUAUUUGGUUUUCUUGGUAUCCGGAUCUUAUGGCUCAUGAUCAUGAAAUGAGAGGAUUUUUAAUUGCAACAAGUAACAUGUUUGGUUAUAUUAUGCAGAUUUGGUACUCAGAUGCAGUGUGGAGAACUGCAGAGGCACCCAGGUUUCGUCCGGGCUGGAUUGCUGCAGCGACUUUUGGGGUUGCAAUUUCUUUGACCGCCUUAUUGACGAGAUUUCUUGAGAGAAGAGAUGAAAAAAAAGGGAUUGGAGCUUUUAGUGCUAGGCCAAACGACUCGGAGAAUCCGAGAGAUCUUGCGUCAAUGGAAACUCCCUGA